Molecule: messenger RNA, 2269 nt
Organism: Medioppia subpectinata
Lineage: Eukaryota; Metazoa; Arthropoda; Arachnida; Sarcoptiformes; Oppiidae
Source: the annotation of a GenBank genome assembly
AAUAACAGAGUAAAAUACCAGUUUUAGUCAUUAGAGGAGGCGAACGGAGAACCGAUCGGAAAGUGAUGUCAAAAGUAGUGCUAAACUCAAAGUCGAGCCCAAAGUGGAGGACGAGUCGGAAGAGACGGCUAAUGGAGACAAGAAGACUGUCACCAAACGGGAACCGCUUUCGCUCGAAGAACUGAAGGCCAAAAUGGAUGCCGAAGAGAAGGCGAAGUCUAAACCAGUGUUUCUGACGAAAGCCCAAAGGGCUGAAGAGGCCAUCAAACGGAGACAACAAGAAGUCGACGAACAGAAGAAACGGAUGGAAAUGGAGAGGAAGAAGAGGUUGCAGUUCAUCGAUGAGGCGAAGAAGACAUCCAGAGAUGACAGGGAUAGGGAUAGAGAUCGCGGCCGCGAUCGGCGCCACGACAGGGAGCGCGAGAGAGACAGAGACCGCGAUCGCGACCGCAGAGACGACAAACACAAACCCGAAGACUUCCUGCUGCACUUGCUAUUCUCGUGGCUUUUCGAAUUCCUCUUUCUCACGCUUCGAGUGCGUCGACUGAAUGAACGCAAGUUUGUGUUUGAUUGGGACGCGGGAGAGGACACGUCCAACGACUACAACGUGCUCUAUAAGGACAGACACACCAUACAGUUCUACGGGAGGGGACACGUGGCCGGCAUCGACAUCAAGUCCCAGAAGAAGGAACAGUCGAAGUUCUACGGAGAGCUUCUCGAGAAGAGACGGACCAAUGCCGAGAAGGAACAGGAGAUCGUUCGGCUCAAGAAAGUGCAGAACAAAGAGGACAAAGUGAAAUGGGAUGAAAGGCAUUGGACUCAGAAGUCGUUGACCGAAAUGACUGAAAGGGAUUGGCGUAUAUUCAGAGAGGACUACAACAUCGCCAUCAAAGGCGGCAGAAUUCCCAACCCAUUGAGGAGUUGGGCCGAAGCGGGUCUUAACAAAUCCAUUCUCGAUAUCAUCGACGGAUGCGGUUAUAAAGAGCCGACGCCUAUCCAGAGACAGGCCAUCACUAUUGGCCUUCAGAAUCGCGACAUCAUUGGUGUCGCUGAGACCGGCUCUGGAAAGACAUUAGCAUUUUUGAUACCACUUUUGGUAUGGAUCACAUCAUUGCCAAAGAUAGAGAGACAGGAGGACAUAGAUCAGGGCCCAUACGCUAUCAUAAUGGCGCCGACCAGAGAGUUGGCCCAACAGAUCGAGGAGGAGACCAUCAAGUUUGCGGCGGCGCUCGACAUACGCACCGUCGCUGUGAUCGGAGGCAUAUCGCGCGAAGACCAGGGCUUCAAACUAAGGCUCGGUGUGGAGAUUGUGAUCGCAACGCCCGGCCGUCUCAUCGACGUGUUGGAGAACCGGUAUUUAGUGCUCUCGCGCUGUACUUACAUCGUGUUGGACGAAGCGGACCGUAUGAUCGACAUGGGCUUCGAGCCCGACAUACAGAAGAUCCUCGAGUAUAUGCCCGUCACUAACAUCAAGCCCGACACCGAUGAGGCCGAAGACGAACAGAAACUGAUGGCUAAUUAUAAGUCAAAACAUAAGUACAGACAGACUGUUAUGUUUACGGCAACAAUGCCUCCGGCGAUCGAAAGACUGGCGCGAACUUAUUUGCGACGUCCGGCCAACGUAUACAUCGGUUCGGCGGGCAAACCGACCGAACGAACGGAACAAACCGUUUAUAUCUGUUCGGAGAACGAGAAGCGCAAGAAACUGAUGACCAUUUUGGAGGCCGGAGUCGAACCGCCGGUCAUUAUAUUCGUGAACCAGAAGAAAGGCGCAGACGUUUUGGCUAAAAGUCUCGACAAAUUGGGUUUCUCUUCCUGUACUCUUCACGGAGGCAAAGGUCAGGAGCAGAGAGAGUACGCUUUGGCCAGUCUUAAGACCGGAGCCAAAGACAUUCUGGUGGCCACUGAUGUCGCCGGUCGUGNUUUGGCCAGUCUUAAGACCGGAGCCAAAGACAUUCUGGUGGCCACUGAUGUCGCCGGUCGUGGUAUUGACAUCAAGAAUGUCUCACUUGUUAUCAAUUACGAUAUGGCGAAGUCUAUUGAAGAUUAUACGCAUAGGAUUGGUCGGACGGGUAGAGCGGGAAAGACAGGUCAAGCCAUCUCUUUCCUCACUAAAGAUGAUUCGCAUCUAUUCUACGAUUUGAAGGCACUGUUGAUGUCAUCGCCGGUCUCUACGUGUCCGCCAGAGUUGGCCAAUCAUCCCGAGUCUCAACACAAACCCGGAACUGUUGUGCAGAAGAAACGCAAAGACGAGACUAUAUUUGUCUGA